AUGCUCCUCUUACUAUCCUUCAUACGACCCACAUUCAGCACAAACACAACAGAAAAACCACGCAUAUUCAUCCUAUCCGACAUCCUCAACGAACCCGAUGACUCGCAAUCACUAGUCCGCUACCUGCUGUACUCGAAUGAGUUCCAGACAGAAGGCAUAGUAGCCACGACCUCGACAUGGCUUCCGAAUGAGACACAUCCAGAAGCUAUUCGCGAGAUCAUUCGUGCGUGUGGGAGUGUGGUGGAUAAUCUGAACCAACAUGUACCGGAGGAUAAGCAGUAUUCUUCUGCUGAGGAGUUGCUUGGUGUUGUUUUUUCGGGGCCUACUGUCUACGGCAAACAAGCCUUACAAAACAAUACAACCCCCAGCCCCGGCACAAUCCACCUAAUCAAGUCCCUCAAAUCCUCAACCGCAAUUCUCCACCUCCCCAUCUGGGCCGGCACAAACACCCUCGCCCAAGCCCUCCAGCACAUCACUCGCACCCACUCCCCAACCGAAGCGAAGGCACUCCGCUCCCGUCUCCGCAUAUACACCAUCUCCGACCAAGAUGACACAGGGCCCUGGCUGAGAGCGACAUACCCGGAUUUGUUCUACAUUGCUUCAAGACAUGCGUGGAAAGCGUAUUCCCUUGCGACGUGGACGGGGAUGUCGACGACGGGUCUUUCACCGGCGGCUAAUGAUAGUAUUGUGCAGAAUGAGUGGUUGGGGGGGUUUAUCCAGAAGGGGGAGUUGGGAGGUGUGUAUCCUGAUAUUGAGUAUACGAUGGAGGGAGAUUCACCGAGUCUGUUGUAUUUCAUCCCGAAUGGACUGGGGCAUGUUGAGAGACCAGAAUGGGGGAGUUGGGGUGGCCGAUAUACACGCCUUUCAGAUGAUUCUCAUGAGACGCAGUUCGGUGAUACCAUUGAUACGGUGUACUACACCUCUGGGAACAAGACAGAGACCGAGAAGUCAAACCAUGCAACUAUCUUCCGCUGGCGCAGUGCGUUUCAGAUGGACUUUGCGGCGAGGAUGCAAUGGACGCUUUCUCCGGAUUAUACGUCCGCGCGCCAUCCGCCUGUUAUUCGUGUGAAUGGGCAUGAGGGUUUGGAGCCAUUGAUCAUCCAUGCGCGAUUGAACCAAUCCUUCAUCUUCGACGCAAGUGAAACUAUCGACACAGACCAGCAUGAUGAUCUACAGUUCGAAUGGUACCAAUACCAAGAACCCUCCUACCUACCAAACCCCGGCCCACAAAGCGACGAGAAACUAAACAUCCAACCACUUUCGGAUGGACAAUUGGUCAAGCUGAACUCGCAGGGAUUCACGGACGCCGUUCGCGCAAAGAAAGUUAGGGUUACACUUCCGGCGAUGCAGGAUGCAGAGAUGGUAGAUGGGUAUCAUUUGAUAUUGCAGGUUAGCACUGGGGGUGAGGUUCCGUUUACGAGGUAUAAGAGGGUUGUUUUGGUGGUUUAG
Messenger RNA from Aspergillus glaucus CBS 516.65, 1449 nucleotides. Its product is annotated as DUF1593 domain-containing protein. The transcript is spliced from 2 exons. The coding region runs from base 1 to 1449 and encodes 482 amino acids. The record is from RefSeq and is a predicted model, not a curated record. Lineage: Eukaryota; Fungi; Ascomycota; Eurotiomycetes; Eurotiales; Aspergillaceae. Gene Ontology annotation, molecular function: hydrolase activity, hydrolyzing N-glycosyl compounds.